This is a messenger RNA of Bombus huntii, 2428 nucleotides long. RefSeq names its product kinetochore protein NDC80 homolog. The record is from RefSeq and is a predicted model, not a curated record. The transcript has 13 exons. NCBI's taxonomy places the organism in Eukaryota, Metazoa, Arthropoda, Insecta, Hymenoptera, Apidae. Bases 644 to 2413 code for a protein of 589 amino acids.
UAAGCAGCCUCAUCCCUACAUAACCGCAGAGGCUCGGAUAACACAGCUUCAGCCGCAGUCGAUCCAUUCUUCUCUACCGAAACGAAUUAACACUCAACGUCACAAUUGCACCCGCCCAUUCCCACGUUCUCCGGCUUAUUAAUUGUUCCCUCGCUAACGUUCAGCAUUUCACGCUAAUCCACUAUUUCAUUUCGAUUUUUUGCCCGUUUGUAAACAGACUCGCGGCGAAACUGAGAGGCGCGGCCGUGGAAUCACAGUACGGCGAUCUGGCGAAAAAUCGUGUAGAUGGUGCGGACCAUUAAGAGCCGUGUUGCCGAAGCGAUGGAAAUUUUCAAUCGGUCGAGAGGGCGCCGUAUCGAGGCUGGUAAUCGAGUAAUCGGGCGUUCGCGCGUUUCAAUGCGCCAUUGUGCGCUUGCACGCGUGCGCACCAGGCCUAAGUAAAUGCAACGCGGCGGAAAAACGCGGACACCGUGCCGUUACGUGAAGUCGUGUGGCUAUUAACUCUCGACGAAAUUGAACGAGAUCCGAUCUCACACUCCCACGCGGAAUACGCGCCAGCGUAAGAGGAAAUAUCAGCGUCUCGAGGAAUAUAAUCUGGUCGGGGCCGUCCAGGGCUCUGUGGUUAUCAUAAGAACCGGGAAAAAUGUCGCUCGUAAAUUUCUUGCCGCAUUACCUGUGCGUCGUCGUUCACAAUGGGAGGACGAUCGAAAGAGGCUCGACGAAUCGGCGACAGGGAGAGGGCGAGAUGGUGGACGGUGGCAAGAAGAUCGUGAGGAACGCGAACCAGGAGCAGAAUGGCUGUUCGUCGCUCGCUGACGCGCAAGAAACGCGCCCCGUCGCAGAUAAAAGAUUCGACACAGAAACAAAAACAAUUUGUACACAAGCUCCCAUCGAAGCUAUCCAGUUGGACGAGAAAAAUCUCUACGAUAAUAAACUAUCGACUGAGGCGAAUCAUUUCGCCCCGUCGUGCGUUCAUUUCAAAGAAAAAAAACUGUCGGCAUUUCGGUGUAUCGACGAGGAUCCUGCUCCCCAAUGCCUGAUCGAGGAAGCCCUCGCCAGAGGGACUGAGCGGACAAAGGGGAAAAUAUCGCCGAACAAGGAGGCCGAAUACGAGACGAUCAUAUCGCAGCUGGAAGCGAAGCUCAGUCGAACGAAAGAAGAUCUGGAAGUGGCUUUGAAGGCGAAACCAAUCGCGAAAGAAAAGUACAAAAAAUUGUUAGAAAACGCGAAAGCAGAAGCACGUAAAGAAAACGAGAUGUUGCAAGAAAACAUCGUGCGUAUUUGUACCUCUGUUUUGGAAAAUUUUGGUCCCCGUACAGUAGAUCAGAGAAGGAGUAGUAAUUACCAAAUUAAAUCUCGUAGAAAGUUAAAGUGUCACGAGAGGAUUGCGAGUAGAUUACGUAAGAAGCUGCACACGACAGUGGCAAGAAUGAACAAAUUGAAACGAGAAUUAGCCGUGACUCGGAGGAAGCUAAAAAGUAAAUGCGAGGAGCACGAGUCGAUCAGCGAAUGCUUUGACCAGCUGAAGCAAGAAAUGGAGGCAACCGAAACGAAUUUGAACAAUCUAAUAAGCGAAAAUCUUUCCUUAAAGAGGAAGAUAGAUGACACGCGGGACUGGUUGCAGCACACCACGGGGAAGGAACACCAUAGGGGGAAUUCUCGAGACGCGUGUAAGAACAGAGAGCUGGCAAAUCUGAAGAAAAAAGUGGAAGAGGAUUCGGCGACCAUUGCUCACCUUAAAAACAAAUUAGUACGAUUGGAGUCGGCGAACGCCAACAAGGGAUUUUUAUUGAACAGUUACAAGGGUCAGCUGACAGAGUUGACUAAAGAGAAAGAUCAAUUAGUAUCUAAAAUGAGCAGCUUGGAGAACGAAGUGAGCAAUGUUCGAAACAGUAACUCACAAUUAAAGGCAAAGAUUUCCGUUUUAAAUGAUGAAAAGGAUAAAUUACUGUCAGACAAUGAAAAAUCGAAGGCGGACAUGAAGGGAAAGAUGGAAAAGCAAUGUGCGAAAAAAUGUGGCGAGACAGUGCAACAGGAGAUUGAAGUUGUGAAAGCUAAAUACGAGGAGACUAUUAAGUCAACGAAAAUGAAGUUGCUGGUUACUAAAACUCAGAAUAUCGAAUACUUAAACGCCAUCAAGGAAUUUUUGAGAAAACUCUACGAACUCCAAGGAGAUCGUGAAACGCAAAAGUUUUCGAACGAAAAUGAGGCAAGCGAAAGAGAAACUCAAGAAACUAUCUGUAAUAUUUUGAAUAUGACACCGGAUGAAUUGUCUGGCUUUAUUAAUGGAAAGACUAAAAAUUCGAUUAAUCUGUGGAUGGUCGAAUUAAAUCGAAUAAUUGCGACAAAUCAAUUCUCUAAAGAUCUAUCGAAGUUUCUAUUGAAUAAGGUAACGAAGAAAACAAAGACGUAACAAAGGAUCAGAGAA